AUGAGGAGAACCAUCCUUCAAGCCCGCCCCUCGCGCGUCCUCUCUCGCGCACUCUCCAGCGCCCACGGCUCUGCACGCCCUUCCUUCGCCAUCGCUCGCUCGCCCAAUGAGCAGGUCUUCCCCGCCGGCGCUUUCUACGAGUCCAUACUGCGCUGGAACCCCAACCCGGUGCCGAAGCCCCAGCCUAUUGAGCCACCCGCACCUGAGCCUGAGCCGGUGGUUGAGGAGGCUACGCCUGCUGAGCCGGAGCCGGUCCCCGAGCCUGUUGCUGAGGAGAAGACCCCCGAGCCGACUCCUGCGCCGGUUGAGGAGAAGUCUGCUGCUCCUGUCGAGGCCGAGGCUGAGCCCGCGCCUGUUGAGGAAAAGGCCGCUGUGCCUGAGGCUGCCCCCGAGCCAGAGCCGGAGCCCGUCGCGGAGGAUAAGCCUGCCCCUGAGGAAAAAAAGUCGUCCAGGUCCCCGAAGCGGCAACAACAAGAAGAAUCCUCCUCGGCCGAAAAGCCGGCCGAGAAACCGAUCCGCUCAAGCGGACGCCUAGACGGCGCCUCUGCUCCCUCCCCUGAGCCCCAACCCCAAGAUUCUUCCCAAGAAAAACCCAGCAUCACCUUCCUCUCCGGCCUCUCUGGCCCAACCUCCACUUCUUCAUAUCAGUCCCGCCUUGAAUCAAUCCGUUCCCGCUCCCGGCUCAUCGCCGGCGUCCUGGUUCCCCCACAACCCACCGAACCCGACAAUUGCUGCAUGUCCGGGUGUGUGAACUGCGUAUGGGACGCCUACCGCGAAGAAAUGGAGGCGUGGGCGGCGGCCAAGGCCGAAGCCGAGCGCAGACUGGCUGCACAGGAGGUGAGCAGUGUGGUGGGGACAACGGAGGAGAGUAUGCACGCUGUGGAGGACGGGAAGAGGGUAGAAAGGACGUUGGGGGUGCAUGGGGAGGUGGCUGAUAGGACGGGGGAUAUGGCCAGGGAGCUUGAAAAAGGGUCGACGAGUAUGGAGGAGGAUGGGGCUGGGUUUGGGGAACGGAUGGAGUGGGAUGAGGGGUUGUAUAAGGAUGUACCGGUGGGGAUUAGGGAGUUUAUGAAGCAAGAGAAGAGGUUGAGGGAGGAAAGGCUCAAGAGGAACAGGAAGGAGACGGAACACCAGCAGGGGUAA
This is a messenger RNA of Thermochaetoides thermophila DSM 1495, 1143 nucleotides long. RefSeq lists its product as uncharacterized. NCBI's taxonomy places the organism in Eukaryota, Fungi, Ascomycota, Sordariomycetes, Sordariales, Chaetomiaceae. The transcript is spliced from 2 exons. Gene Ontology annotation, cellular component: mitochondrion. Bases 1 to 1143 code for a protein of 380 amino acids. The record is from RefSeq and is a predicted model, not a curated record.